Messenger RNA from Acomys russatus (golden spiny mouse), 971 nucleotides. RefSeq names its product complement C1q A chain (gene C1qa). The transcript is spliced from 3 exons. The record is from RefSeq and is a predicted model, not a curated record. NCBI's taxonomy places the organism in Eukaryota, Metazoa, Chordata, Mammalia, Rodentia, Muridae. Gene Ontology annotation, molecular function: protein binding. Bases 171 to 911 code for a protein of 246 amino acids.
GUGUGGUGUCUGGCCCUGGGGAAGUUCAGGGGGCAGAUCCCAAGAAGAGGAAGUGGGACAGGAUGUGAAACUUGGCAGCACCCUGAUGACACCCCUUUGCUGGUGGGUGUCCCACCAUCAGCAAAGGGCCAGAGCAUCCAGUUUGAGCUGACCACGGAGGCAGGGACAUCAUGGAAGCCUCUCGGGGAUGGCUGGUGGCCUGUGCACUGGCCGUGAGCCUGGUAUCGAUGACGGUGGCUGAGGAUGUGUGCCAAGCACCCAACGGGAAGGAUGGGGUUGCAGGAAAUCCAGGCCGCCCAGGGAGGCCGGGUCUCAAAGGAGAGAGAGGGGAACCAGGAGCUGCCGGCAUCCGGACAGGUAUCCGAGGCCCUAAAGGAGACCAGGGAGAGUCUGGGUCCCCUGGCAAACCCGGGAAUGUGGGGUUCCCAGGACCCAGUGGGCCCCUGGGGAACAGUGGCCCCCAAGGACUGAAGGGUGCUAAAGGCAAUCCAGGCAACAUCAGGGACCAGCCCCGGCCGGCUUUCUCGGCUAUUCGAAGGAACCCACCCCCAGGGGGCAACGUGGUGGUCUUCGACAAGGUCAUCACCAACCAGGAGGGUCCCUACCAGAACAAGACGGGCCGCUUCAUCUGUGCAGUGCCUGGCUUCUAUUACUUCACCUUCCAAGUGAUCUCCAAAUGGGACAUUUGUCUGUCUAUCGUGUCCUCCUCCAGGGGCCAGCCCAGGAGUUCCCUGGGUUUCUGUGACGCCAACAGCAAGGGCCUCUUCCAGGUGUUAUCUGGGGGUACAGUGCUCCAGCUGCAGCGGGGGGACGAGGUGUGGAUUGAGAAGGACCCCACAAAGGGUCGCAUUUACCAAGGUACUGAAGUCGACAGCAUCUUCAGUGGAUUUCUCAUUUUCCCCUCGGCCUGAGCUGCGGAGCCACCCUACAUUCUGCCAUCUCCUCCACUCCCUGUGUGGGCUCCCCCUUCC